UUGACAUUAGUCAUCCAUCAUUAUGUCAUUGUUGUUCACACGCGAUUAACUUAUUUUUAUCAAAAAUAAUAAAGUAAAUUAUCCUGUUAUCUUGCGUUUUAGCGAAAUUAGUAUAGUUUCAUCCGUGUCGAGUGACCUUAUCACUUUCGCGCCGUGCAAAAUGGACAUAUUUUCUUUAAAUAAACUAUGUUUACGAUCAAAUGGACAAACUGCUUGUUUACGAAGUUCGAAGAAGUGUUUUGUGUUAUCUUAAUGACUAACGAGUGUAAUUCGCAGUGAAAAUGGACACUACAAGUGAGAAUAAUGUUAAAACGGAGGACGCGAACAGCCCGAAGAAGGAUAUGCCCUUGAAUUUGCAAAAAAUAUGCCUCGUUUGUGGAGAUAAGGCCCUCGGUUACAACUUCAACGCAAUUUCGUGCGAGAGCUGCAAGGCUUUCUUCCGACGAAACGCAUUAACUAACAAGGAAUUUAAAUGCCCUUUCUCAAACAACUGUGAGGUCACUGUUGUAACCCGCAGGUUCUGUCAGAAAUGUAGGUUAGAGAAAUGCUUAUCAGUUGGUAUGGUGAAAGAGUUUAUCAUGUCAGAGGAAGAUAAAGCUGAGAAGAGACGGAAGAUCGAGGAAAAUCGAGCGAAGAAACGUCAAUUAAACGAUUCUGAUGACUCUGUAUCUAGUUCUAAGAACUUUAGACGAGACGAUGAGUUAAAUUAUGUUCCGCCUAUGCAUGAUACAGGUCUCCAAUACAAUGUACUAAACAGUACAACAUGUAGCCCACACAGCACCGUCCACUCUCCUCUAAACACUGACUUAGAUAAUACAAUGAGUACAGCUGUCUACAACCAGUAUGUACCCGUCCAGAGCACCGAACAACCCUAUACUAUGAAGGUUUACCCCAUUGAUGAGAAGAGUAUCAUCAACAGGGCCGUGUAUGAUCAGAGGGUGGUGGAACUGGGCUACAGCAAUGUAUGUGACAGCAUGGAUAGCAUGUAUGAGCCACCCAAACAGAAUAGUAUACGAUCAAUCCUAACGAAUGGCGACACAGCGUGUACGAACGAAGUAGAGGACAAGAACCAGAGCCACGUGUGUGAAGAGAUGCCCUCCACCAGCAACAACCCUGAUGUGAACAAGGCAAGGGACAUUCUGCAGGACGUUGAGAGGAUAGAACCGAACUCAAUGGAGUCAAUUCUAUGUGAGGCGAUAAAACUAGAGUUCGAAGCGUACACAUCUGUUGGCAGCUGUAGUGGUUCUUCACGAGAACUCAAUGAGGUGGAGCGAGCAAAGCUGAAUGAACUGAUAGUGGCUAACAAGGCUCUGCACGCGCCAAUCGAUGACGACCUAUCGCAACUCAUCGGCGAAGUAACUUCUGCAGGACUAAAGGACGGUAACGGCAAGCACGAUCCAAUGUUAAUAACCAUAGUGAAUCUAACAGCCGUCGCCAUACGAAGGCUGAUCAAAAUCGCUAAGAAAAUUAACGCGUUUAAGAACAUGUGCGAAGAAGAUCAGAUUGCUUUGUUAAAAGGCGGUUGUAUAGAAAUGAUGGUUCUUCGGAGUACAAUGACGUAUGACGGACAACGAAAUCAGUGGAAGCUACCUCACAGUCAUGAACAAUACGGAACCAUACAGACAGACGUGCUCAAACUCGCGAAAGGCAACAUAUAUCGCUCACACGAACAGUUCAUCCGCUCGUUCGAUCCAAGAUGGCGGACCGACGAGCACAUUAUACUCAUCAUGUCCGCCAUCUUGCUGUUCACGCCCGACAGGGCUAAGGUGGUGCAUCGUGACGUCAUCAAACUUGAACAGAAUUCGUACUACUACCUCUUACGUCGCUACCUCGAGAGCGUGUACCCUGGCUGCGAAGCCAAGUCCACGUUCCUCAAGCUCAUCCAGAAGAUCCUGGAGCUGAGGAAGUUCGCGGAGGAGGUGACGGGCGUGUACCUGGACGUGCACCCCAUCGAGCCGCUGCUGAUGGAGAUCUUCGACCUCAAGCACCACGCCGCAUGACCCUGCGCCAGGAGCCGAUGGUGGAAACCCCUGCCAGCUUAUAUGAGACUCAUUGUUUUAGGUUAUUCUACUAUUGGUAUUAUAUUUAUUUUGAUGAUAAAAAAUGUUUAUAGGCGGAAAAUUACGGGAUCGCUUCGCUCGGUUUUAUUCUAUUUUUAGAUGUUCACUAAGUAUCUUGUGUUAUUCAAAUUCUAAGCCAAUCCUCC
Messenger RNA from Maniola jurtina (meadow brown), 2206 nucleotides. It is a transcript of the gene Hr96, whose product is annotated as nuclear hormone receptor HR96. The record is from RefSeq and is a predicted model, not a curated record. Gene Ontology annotation, molecular function: zinc ion binding; nuclear receptor activity; RNA polymerase II cis-regulatory region sequence-specific DNA binding. Bases 282 to 2000 code for a protein of 572 amino acids. The transcript is spliced from 9 exons. Gene Ontology annotation, biological process: cell differentiation; positive regulation of transcription by RNA polymerase II; negative regulation of transcription by RNA polymerase II. Lineage: Eukaryota; Metazoa; Arthropoda; Insecta; Lepidoptera; Nymphalidae.